Trichoderma citrinoviride is the source of this 1264-nucleotide messenger RNA. RefSeq names its product cyclopropane-fatty-acyl-phospholipid synthase. Gene Ontology annotation, biological process: lipid biosynthetic process. Bases 4 to 1254 code for a protein of 416 amino acids. The record is from RefSeq and is a predicted model, not a curated record. Lineage: Eukaryota; Fungi; Ascomycota; Sordariomycetes; Hypocreales; Hypocreaceae. The transcript has 6 exons.
GAAAUGACAGAAACGUGGAUUCAGUCAACUGCUCGCAACCUGGUCUUCCAGAUCCUGAAGCGCAUCGAACAAGGGCGUUUGACAAUCGUGACCGAGUACGAGAGCGGCAAGAAUGAAAGCGUCUCCUUUGGCAGUGAUGACUCCAACUCAGAGCCCGAGAUCGUCGUCGUCAUCAAGAAUCCGCAAGUCUUUGUUCGGUUAUGCCAGGCCUUUGACUUGGGUCUGUCGGAGUCAUACAUGGUCCAGGAUGUAGACUGCGACAAUCUCAUCGGACUGUUUUCACUUUAUGUGAAGAACCAGCACGUUAUAGGGGCCUCUGGCGGCAACUUUCUCUACACACUGAUACCACGAGCAGCUCACUAUCUCAUUCCGUCAAAUGACACCACAAAUGCUCUCAAGAAUGCGUCGUUCCACUACGAUACUUCCAACAACCACUUUGCCGGCUUUCUCUCGCCCGACAUGAACUACAGCUCCGCCAUCUGGUCGGGCGAGCCAGGGGAAUCGCUGGAGUCUGCUCAACGCCGCAAGAUCCAGAAUAUUCUAGACAAAGCAGAGAUCUCACCCAGUCACCACGUUCUGGAUAUCGGAUGCGGCUGGGGGAACCUGGCCAUUACGGCUGUCCAGCAGACGGGAUGCCGAGUGACGGGACUGACGCUUUCGAAAGAACAAAAAAUCACUAUUCUGCUGUGCGAUUAUCGAAAGGCGCCCGUUCCAAAAGGUGGAUAUGACAGGAUCAUCUCUAUUGAGAUGCUGGAACAUGUGGGAGACAAGUACAUGAACAAGUACUUUCAGCAUAUCUCCAAUUAUCUAGUGCUAAAGGGAGGAAGGAUGGUAGUCCAAGGCAUCACAAGAAUCAACCCUUACAAUUCGACCGGGGGAACAGUCGAGAACUUUAUAGAUCGCUACAUCUUCCCCGGAGGAUAUCUCCCGAGCAUCAACCAGCUCUUGACAUCGAUACACAACGGCUCUCAAGGCCACCUGGAGGUGGAGACUGUUCAGAGCAUCGGCCCUCAUUACAUCCGCACGCUGCAGUGCUGGAGAGAGAACUUUGAUGCAAACUGGGAGAGCAUCCGGCAGGACUUUGUGGCCAAGAACGCGAGCGCCACGGAGACGGCGAUUGAAGCCUAUCGUCGACAAUGGGUGUAUUACUUCCAGUACUGUGAGGCGGGUUUCAGGACUCGCAUUCUGGGAGACUAUGUCAUUUCUGCUACUCGAACGCCUUGGCCUGAGAUUCCGGCGAAUGUGCCGCAUUAGACGAGAUAUA